Messenger RNA from Ambispora gerdemannii, 429 nucleotides. NCBI's taxonomy places the organism in Eukaryota, Fungi, Glomeromycota, Glomeromycetes, Archaeosporales, Ambisporaceae. The record is from the annotation of a GenBank genome assembly.
AUGUUCCAGGAUGGAUUGAAGGAAGCUCAAGAUGGCGAUGUCAUUCACCUUCAAGAAGUUUGCCUGUUUGGUAAAGAGGAGUUUGAUUCUCCAUUUUUGUGCGUCGACUUUGUCGACACGUGUCAGUUCUUUUCACCUGAAGAGUUUAGAUUUUGCCUUGACGGACCGGAUGCUUGGUACAUUGUUGACGAGAUGCACCUAAUGGACCGCAUACGUGGUAAAACAACUUUGUAUGUUCUCUGUAAGGAGGUCGAGAAACUGUAUGACAUGUGGGACGGCAUUCUACGUUUCGUUCUAGAAUCGGCACGAAACCCAGAAAAACAUGUGUUAAAUCUGGCGAUUCACAUGUACCAAACACAUAUUUUCAGUUACAUAGGCAAGAUUGAUUCUCCAGAAGAUAGCUUAAUGCACAAACGUUCCCACAGAUGA